AUGGCUGCGUUGUUACCAUUAGUUUUGUCUGCCUCGCUGGUUGUGGUUGCGGUUGUUCUUUCCAUACUUGCAUGUACUGUGGUGGCAGGUAGCAACGUCUUACCGCUGUUUUCAUUACUUCUGUCGUUUAUUACACCACUACCCUUUUUGUUUUUUGGGCGGUCGGAAAGUACGUUUGAUGACGAUGGCGAAAUAAACGGAUUUGUCGUCUUCCUUAGCGGUGCCCUAGCCGUUUCAGCACCUUCUCUCUCCAUUGUGCUUUAUCACACGGGUUACAGUUCACUCGGUGCAUUUCUGUUAUCAUUGGGAUCGCAAGUGACGCUGUUGGGGGCGGCAGCAUUUCUCCAAUCUGGUGAGCGUCAAGAUGAAGAAGGUAAUUAUGAUUUGUAG
Molecule: messenger RNA, 390 nt
Organism: Trypanosoma brucei brucei TREU927
Lineage: Eukaryota; Euglenozoa; Kinetoplastea; Trypanosomatida; Trypanosomatidae
Exons: 1
Coding region: 1-390 (129 amino acids)
Biological process (GO): late endosome to vacuole transport via multivesicular body sorting pathway
Cellular component (GO): endosome
Source: RefSeq, a predicted model, not a curated record